UCCCAAACUCGUUUGACAUUUGUUAAAAAGCGACUUAAAAAAUUGUUGUUGAGUAGGGGGGUUAUAAUGACCCCUCCCUCUCUCUCCACCCACUCUUGUUCUUCUUUCUUCUUCUUCUUCUGCUGCUGGUGAUCGAAGAAGAGGAGGACGACGAACCGGUCUCUUUAAUUCAAUUCAUCACUAUAUAUAUAUAUACAGAUAAAGAUAGCUAUAGAAAUGGGAGUGUGUGUUUCAAAGCAACAAGGAUGCAUGCGUGUACGAAACAAGAAACAUAAUAAUCAUAAUAAUAAUAAUGAUAAUGUAGGAAUAAAAUCAUCAAGAAGAAGAAAAAGAAGAUUAAUAGGAGGAGGAGGACGGCGGAACAAAACAAAUCCUUAUUCUUCAUCUCGUCAAGUCGAUUCCGAUAAUCCUCAUCCUCCUUCUUCUAUUUCUAAUCCUACAAAUCAAGGGAGUACAGAGUGGUUUGAUACUGCAACGGGGUUAGAGUCUGACGAUGAUGACGAUUUUUACAGCACUCAAGAUGAUAUUGCAUCUCAAAGCAAUUCUGUCAGUGCAACAGUAACUCCAAGAGUUUCUGAUCAUGUCACGGGUUCUUCCUUUUCUACGACUGAUUCACUCGCAAAACCGACUGACUUACCACCUGCCAAUGGAUCUUUUGGGAUGCAGAACAAUUGCCUGCCUUGUCUUACUUGCACCACCUCCACAGAUAUAAAGAGUAAAUCAUCAUGUUCAAGCCCUCAAAGUGCAAAGAAGAAAUCUUUAUCAAGACUUUCCUUUAAGUGGCGGGAAGGACAGUCCAAUCUUUCUAUAUUAUCCCCAAGAGCUACUUUGCAGAGACCAAUUGCAGGCUCUCAAGUUCCAUUUUGUCCAAUAGAGAAAAAAAUGUCAGAUUGCUGGUCACCACUUGAUCCAAGUUCCUUUAAAGUGCGGGGACGUAAUUAUAUAAGAGAUAAAAAGAAAGAAUGUGCUUCAAAUCAAGCUGCUUUCUACCCUAUUGGUGUCGAUGUAUUCUUAUCCCCCCGAAAAAUUGAUCAUAUUGCACGCCUUCUUGAACUUCCCAGAGUUGAAUCAUCUGGAAAAGUCCCUCCAUUGCUUGUUGUAAAUCUUCAAAUACCUUUAUAUCCACCGGCACUAUUUCAACAUGAAUAUGACGGUGAAGGAAUGAGUUUUGUGCUUUACUUCAAGUUAUCCGAAAAGUAUGAGGAACUUCCACUGCAUUUUCAAGAAAACCUCAGGAAAAUAAUUGAUGAUGAGGUAGAAAGGGUUAAAGGUUUUCCAGUAGAUACCAUUGCACCAUGCAGGGAAAGAUUAAAGAUCUUGGGCCGGGUCACAAACUUAGAAGAUCUUCAGUUGAAUUCAGCAGAAAGAAAGCUUAUGAAUGCUUACAAUGAGAAGCCUGUCCUUUCACGUCCCCAACAUGAAUUUUUCCUGGGAGAAAACUACUUUGAAAUUGAUCUGAACAUGCACAGAUUCAGUUAUAUCUCUAGAAAAGGUUUUGAAGCAUUUCGAGAUAGACUAAAGCAUUGUAUCCUGGAUUUUGGGCUCACUAUACAGGGCAGCAAGGCUCAAGAAUUGCCAGAGUGUAUUUUAUGUUGCCUUCAGUUAAAAGAAAUCAAUUAUACCAAUUACAACCUGCUUGGGUUUUAAAUUUGAGUAUCUUCUCAUCUUUAUAUGAUUAUAGAAUUCAAAGUCCAUAGACUAUUUUCUAUGUUUCUUGUUGAUUUAAAAUUCACAUCUUAAAAGUAAAAAUCACAUUGAGAACUGGAAUUCUUUCCAAGUGUACAGCCAUAAACCAUUUUGAAAUCCAAAACAAGGCUUAGUUAGUCAUCUUCAAUAUAACUCGUCUCUUCAGUCUUCACAA
Messenger RNA from Erigeron canadensis, 1861 nucleotides. RefSeq lists its product as uncharacterized. The transcript is spliced from 9 exons. Bases 217 to 1647 code for a protein of 476 amino acids. NCBI's taxonomy places the organism in Eukaryota, Viridiplantae, Streptophyta, Magnoliopsida, Asterales, Asteraceae. The record is from RefSeq and is a predicted model, not a curated record.